AUGAUCAAGUCCAUCAAGGAUCGCCUCAAGAAGCCUCAGCAGAAGGAGGCCGCAGAUGGGCUGAAAAGCGAAGAUGUUCAGAGAUACCAGAACCAGAUUCCGCAACGACAAUUGUGUUAUGUCUGCAGCAGGUCGCUCAGCCAGGAGCAGCGGCACAAGACACUGGGAUCGAUGUGCGUUGCAUGCGGCGAUUUCAAUCUAGUCGAGAGAGCAUAUUCGAUGCCGGGACACCUUUGGCUGUUGCAAAAGACGGCGCUAGUGACCGGCGCGCGCAUCAACUUGGGCUUCCAUACAGCUCUUCGCCUGCUCCGCUGCGGCGCAUUCGUCAUCGCCUCGUCGCGGUACCCGGAGGACGCCUUCUCGCGCUACCAAAAGGAGCUCGACUUUGAGGACUGGAAAGACCGGCUCAGGAUCGUCGGGGCAGAUUUCAGAGCGGCAAAAGACGCCUUCGCACUGGUCGAGGCGACGAAGGUGAUACUGCGCAAGGAAGACCGGAGGCUCGACAUCUUGAUCAACAACGCCGCGCAGACUCUUACUGAUCCUAUCAACAAGGAGCAGAUCGCUACUACACGAGAGAAGGAGCUACUCGAGCAAUCGGGGGCGCCAGAUGCUGUCAACCAGGUUGUUGUGCGCAGCGGAUAUACCGCGCGGGUUCGUGGUGGCGCGACUCUGCCGGGGAUUUCUGGCCAGGAUAUGAAACUUCUUGAGGCAUCGUCGCUAACGGACUCCGCUGUCAUAGAGACGCCUAUGUCGAAUACGCAAAUCUCUUUGCCUCCAGGGCCGUCUUCUUGGGUCCAGUCUCUCUCCGACAUCCCGUACGAAGACGUUAUCACAGCACACAGCGUCAACACCUUCGUGCCCCUCAUCCUGAUCCGCGAGCUGUUGCCCGGCAUGCAAGACGGGCACAUCGUCAACGUGUCAUCGAGAGAGGGCAUCUUCGAGACGGACCGCAACAGUUCAGCCAAGAGGGGCCACCACGUGCACACCAACAUGUCCAAAGCCGGGCUCAACAUGAUCACCGAGACCGAGGCGGCCACGGCCUGGAAGAAGCACAAGGUGGCCAUGAACACCGCGGACCCCGGAUACAUGAGCGCUGCGCCUGAGUACGAGGACGCGCGCGGUGGCGAAAGACCGAUUGGAUGGGAGGACGGCGCGAGUCGAGUACUGUGGCCCAUUGCGAGAAGCGUCAGAGAGCAGAAGGACCCGGAGACGAUGCAUGUGAGAAAGGAUUAUGCGCCGAUGUGGGGCCGGUUCUUGAAGCAUUACGGGGCGGUACGUGCCGAUGCUCGUAUGUCGCGGUAG
This is a messenger RNA of Colletotrichum chrysophilum, 1302 nucleotides long. RefSeq lists its product as uncharacterized. The transcript has a single exon. NCBI's taxonomy places the organism in Eukaryota, Fungi, Ascomycota, Sordariomycetes, Glomerellales, Glomerellaceae. Bases 1 to 1302 code for a protein of 433 amino acids. The record is from RefSeq and is a predicted model, not a curated record.